AUGACUGCUGCGGCCAUACAUUCUUACUACCACUCCCCGAGGAGCAUCUGGAUCAGCAAGCUGGUCUUCCGCAUCUUUUCGGUAGUCUUCUGUAUUGCCGUAAUUGCGCUUUGCGCUGUGUUGGACACUUCUUUCAGUGGUGCGGCGAGCGCAGUGCUGGUCCCUCAAGCAGUCGUCACCUUUUUCAUGGGGAAUGCAGACAUCAUUUGCAUUCUUCGACGGCCUGGCCGCUUUGGAGUCAACCCUAUCGCCUGUAUUGUGGUCGAACUAUUGUUAGUUGGAGGCUAUAUCGUGGGGACAAUCGCAUUCGUCUAUUCGUCAACACGAUCAUACUACAAUUCUGAUGAUUACGGGAGGCUAGCAAACGAUCUGAAGAUUGCCGGGGUUACCAUGGGCGGUAUCGUAUUGGCAGCUCACUUUGCUCUCUUCGUCAUUGCUUGCUACGAAACCGACCUUCGAUACCGUCUCCAGCCAAAAGCUAAAGCGAAGGGCGAGGCUGCCGUGGCAGAACAGGGAUUGGUUCUCUGCUAUAACUGUCGACAACCAGUUAAUUCUCCAAUGUACAAGGAGCCUGAAUCCCCGUCAUUGGAUGAGAAGUCUCCUGAGGCUUAUGGUCGGCUGUAA
Molecule: messenger RNA, 624 nt
Organism: Clonostachys rhizophaga
Lineage: Eukaryota; Fungi; Ascomycota; Sordariomycetes; Hypocreales; Bionectriaceae
Source: the annotation of a GenBank genome assembly